Messenger RNA from Trifolium pratense (red clover), 4490 nucleotides. RefSeq lists its product as uncharacterized. The record is from RefSeq and is a predicted model, not a curated record. Bases 3547 to 4443 code for a protein of 298 amino acids. NCBI's taxonomy places the organism in Eukaryota, Viridiplantae, Streptophyta, Magnoliopsida, Fabales, Fabaceae. The transcript is spliced from 4 exons.
CAUCCUGUGUAAUGCAAAUAGUAUAAGAUGAAUUAUAAUUUUCCCAAAUCGUGUGGCACAAUUAAUAGCAUAUCAAAAUUAUAAUGUUACCGCCAAAAUUAUACGGUAAACAACAAACCGCUAUUCUGGAUAACUCUAUUGAAUUAUUAUUCUUAUAUAUGAUAUAAGAAUUCAAUGUUGAGUUCCAAGAAACUACUUCAAUAGCAUCAAUUGCAUCCAGAGGAACAACAUGAAGUUUGCCAUUUGUCAUUGAAAAACAUUAGAGGAAAGAGAAAUUCAAAGGAGUUUCGAUAUGUCAGAUAUCCAAAUACUAGGAUAAAAUCGGUCAGGUUCUUGGUCCAGUAGAUGAAGAUUUUCUUAUUAUAUGCCCGUAAUGGAACAAGAUAGAAUUAUAAGAAUGCAUAGUACCAUCUUGGGUAAAGUUCGACAACAAAUUGCCGACCACUAAUUACUUCUAUAUUUUGAACAAAACGAGAGCAUAAAAGUAUAUAACGCUCCACCAAUAAAAUUGCAUAAAAAGUACCACUGAGCUUUCUACAAAAAAAAAAAUGAAAGCAGAAAGGGCAUAUAUAAUACAGGGCAGCAAACCACAAAAGUAUUAAAAAAAGGGAAAUGUUAAGGAGCAAUAAAUGAUGUGAAAAUUAAUUUCAGUUAAAUAAGGGACAUAUCAAGUGAGAGAAGGUUUUAUCUGAGAGAUGAGAGGACUGAUUUGUAACCGUUAGAUUGAAACUUAUAAAACUUAGAUUUUGGGUAUUGAUUUAGGAACUUUCAAUUAAUUUCCCCAACAUAGUUCUUAAAUUGAGCUGAUGAAACAAAGGGCUUUGAGAGCAAGAAUUGGAGAAGCUGUAAUGGUGAGAGAGAAACACCCGGAUCGAUCGAGCAGUGUAGGAACUGAGAAAGAGGAGGAAGAGGGAUGGUUGUAUUGCGGAGAAGAUGAACAGUGACAGAGGAAGAAGAAACAACGUGUUACAACCAUUUUUCAUUCUUUGAUCUGAGCCAUUGAAUUCUUUUUUUCCACAUGUCAGCCAUCUAUAAAAUGAACUUAUCAAAAUGGAAGAUAACAAAAUGGAGGGGAUCUGGACUUCACUUUAUAAUUACGAGACCAACUAUCAUUUAUUACUCCUUAACAUGUGCCCUAUAUGCACAUGUUAACAGCACCCAAAAAAAAAUAAGGACCUACUAAGUUUUAGUCUUUUAGGGCCCGUUUGGUGCACAGGAUAAGGAGACAGGAUAUGAUAAAAUUAACCUAUCCUGUUCCUAUCCGAUGUUUGGUGCACCAAUUGGAAAGGAUAAAUUUAACCUAUUACUAAUCCUAUCCUAUUGACUCUUUGUUAUUCUAAUCCUUAUUUUGGGCUGGGUUAGCAACCUGAUAGGAUUAUAUUAACCUAGCGCUAUUUCACUCUUCGAUUCUCACCAGUCGCUUUUUGCUUCUUUUUUUUUCACGCUACUCUCUUCUCCUACUGUUGCCGUUUCUCAUCUCUUAGGUAUACACCGAUAAUUAUUUUAUAGCUAAUGAAUUGUUUUAUAGCCACUGUUGCCGUUUCUCAUCUCACAGGUCCUAUUAUUAUCAUUGUUUUAUAUAGCUAUGAAUUGUUUUUUAUUCUCUUUUGUUAUCAAUCGAUUCUGCUUUAUAUAGCUAUGAAUAGUACACUGCAGUUUUUUUCCCUAUGAUUUGCGUUUUUAAUGUUGUCUAUGAAGAGGAACUUGUUGUUUUUUAGUAUCUCUGUAUAUUCCUUAUUGAAUAGCACUUCUUGUGCUUUUAUGAAUCAAUGAUCAAUGAUUUUAUUACUAUGUUAUAACUCAUCGAUUUGGGAUUGACAGGUUUUGGUUCUUUGUUGCUGUGCUGUUAUUGCAUAGUCUUUAUAUCUACCUAAUACUAUUGCCUAUUAUUAUGAUUAUAACCCAUCGAUUUGCUACAUGUGGAUAUUGCUACUGCCUGUGAUUUCUUUACUGCUGUUCUGCUAUGUUUUUUUGCUGCUGUUCUGCUACUGCUAUGUCUUUGUUUUCUUUGCUACUGCCUGUGUUUUUUUUCUGUUUUGGGAUAUUGUGUUUGAUUGAGAGAAAAUAUCAAGUUUCAAAACACUUGUUCUGUUUUAUAGGUAAUAUGGAUGAUUUACAGAGACAACAAAAUUUGAUGCUAUAUCAAAUUUUGCAGCAAUCAUUUUUAGAGAUGAUUGAUCUUUGUUUUACAAUUUUAAUCAUAGUGAGUCAUUCUUCAAUGUGGUUUUAUGAAAAUAAUUGCAUUAGACAACAACCGGUUGAUAGAGAAGGAUUAAGGGGAGAAUUUUUAGAGUGUUUGAUCAAUAGAGAUGAUGCCGUAUGUGUUAAUCAUCUUCGCAUGGAUAUUAGAUCAUUUCGUAUAUUGUGUUGUCUCCUCCGUAAUGAAGGUAAAUUGAAAGAAGAUGGACUAGUAUGUAUCGAAGAACAAGUGGCUAUUUUCUUACACAUAUUGGCACAUCAUUCUAAGAACCGCGUAAUUAAGUUCCUAUUUAAACGAUCGGGGGAAACUGUUAGUAGGUAUUUUAAUUUAGUGUUGAAUGGAAUCUUAAGAUUGCACGAAACACUUCUCAAAGCUCCUGAACCUGUCCCAGAAGAUUGUUUGGAUGAAAGAUGGAAAUUGUUUAAGAAUUGUCUCGGGGCACUAGAUGGAACACAUAUCCAAGUUAAUGUACCAGCAAUUGACAAGCCCCGAUAUCGUAAUAGAAAAGGGGAUAUAUCUACCAACGUCUUGGGUGUAUGUUCUAGGGAUAUGCAAUUUAUUUAUGUGAUGCCUGGAUGGGAAGGAUCAGCAUAAGACUCGAGGGUAUUGCGGGAUGCUAUUUCUAGGACGAAUGGUUUACAUGUUCCAACAGGUUACUACUAUCUUGUGGAUGCUGGGUAUACAAAUAGUGAAGGAUUUCUUGCUCCAUAUAGAGGGUGUCGUUAUCAUCGGAGUGAAUGGAGACAUGGCUACACACCUUCGAAUAAGAAAGAACUGUUUAACAUGAAACACUCCAUGGCAAGAAAUGUGAUAGAAAGAACUUUUGGAUUACUAAAAAUGCGUUGGGCUAUACUUAGGACUCGCUCUUUCUACCCAAUAAAAAUUCAAAUUCGCAUUAUAAAUGCUUGUUGUCUGCUACACAAUUUCAUUAGAAGAGAAAUGCCAACAGACCCAAUGGAAGAACAAUUACGCAUGAAUAUGGAAGCACAAUUACAUAAUGAAGAUAUUGCACACGCUGCUCCUAUAAAUACGAUUGAGGGAAGUGAUGCAUGGUCUACUUGGAGAGAAGACUUAGCAACAGAAUCAUGGAAUGAAUGGCUUGCUAGACACAUGAAUUGAUUAUUUUAUUAUUAGUUUAUUUAUUUAAGAUUUCAACAAGGAGUUAGACUACUUUUUAUUCUGUUAAUGCAUAUUUUUUUGUGACUUGGUUGUUCCCACUUUUUUCGGUUUGAAAUGGUUGAUUUAUUCUAGUAUUGUUUGUUUAUUUUUUUGUUUUGAAAUUGUCUAUUUUUUUUGGUAUGAUUUGUUCCCAUUUUUGUUAUUUAUAAUUUAAUUAUACACUAGGAAUGGAAUCUGAGAUCAACAUGCAACAAAACAACAAACGAAAGAGAGAUCGUAGACCAUGGUCUGACUUGGAGGUUGAAGCCUUUCUUGAUAUACUCAUUGAAGCUGCGAACAACGGUCAAAGAUGUGAUAAUGGACAGUUCAAAGCGCACACUUUAAGAACGGCUGAGACAAAAUUGGAAGAAAAGUUUCCUGGGUGUGGAAUUAAGGUAAAGCCACAUAUUGAAUCUACUAUGAAGAGGCUAAGGACAACUUAUGCAAUAGUUUAUGAUAUGUUAAAUCAAAGUGGAUUUGGUUGGGAUGAAGAGAAAAAGAUUAUUAAGGUGGAUGAUGAAGUGUGGAAUGAGUAUGUCAAGAGUCAUCCAAAUGCCAAAGAUCAUAGGUAUGCUCCAAUUCCACUCUUUGACAAACUUGCUCAUGCGUUUGGAAAAGAUCGUGCUACUGGUAAAGGUGCUGCACCCCCUGCUGAUAAUGUUGAAGAGAUUGAUAAAGAAGAUGAAGAACAAGGUAAUGACGAGGAGAAUGAAAUAGGAAUGACUCAGUCACCUUCUAUUAAUCAAUCUAAAAGAAAGGCUGACAUCAUGGAAAUUCAAUUUGGGAAAAGAAACAAAGGAGCAAGUAUAAUUGCUCAGAGUAUAUCUGAGUUAGGAAAGAGUUUCGGAUCUAUAAUUGAAAAAAGCUCAAAAAAUAUGUGUGAAGCUGCAAAUCGUCUAGGAUUUGGUAAAGAUUUGGUUGAUGAUUCAAGAAACCUUAUGGCUGAGUUGGAGAAAAUGGAGAUAACGGAACAAGAGCGUUUUAUUGCUGCCGACAAAAUAUUAUCUGUGCCACAUCGUUUGCACAUAUUUAUGGGUUGUCAUGAUGCAACUCGUCUUGCAUUUGUUAAGUCUUUGAUAGGAUAGUUUAAGUAUGGUUUGAUAAAAAUAUUUGACAAUAUAUUGUUGCUUUA